Molecule: messenger RNA, 1326 nt
Organism: Suillus subalutaceus
Lineage: Eukaryota; Fungi; Basidiomycota; Agaricomycetes; Boletales; Suillaceae
Exons: 5
Coding region: 1-1326 (441 amino acids)
Source: RefSeq, a predicted model, not a curated record
AUGGACUACUAUCCUCACAAUGGUGGUGGAUACACUCGACAGCAGGAGCAACCACGAUAUGGCUAUGCCAUGCCGCAUGGAGGUGGACAACAUGCUGCUCCACUGACCAGUUACGAGCACCGGGCAGUAGUCACAGCAGUGCCUGCACACAACACACAAAAUCAGUAUCAGCAACAGCAACAGCAUUAUCGUGCAGAGCAUUACUACCAGCUGCAACAAGAGCAGCCCUAUGAAUUAAUUCCCCAACCACAGCAUAAUCAGCAAUCUAGAGUACAACUGAAGCUUCCUCAUAUUCGCCAGGUGCUCGAAGCAUGUGGUCAGCCUCAACCAAAUGAUUCGAAUAAAUUUGUAUAUGGUCUGACUCGGGCAGACGAGGCAGCAUGUGAUCCAAGACCUUUGCCAGCUACAGUGGCUCCACAACCACAGAAGCGAGGACACGAGGAAUAUCAUGGUAACCUCCUGGAAGAUGGUGACAGUGCGAAGAAGAUAAAGAAAACUGAGAACAACACACCAUUAACUCAGACUAGUAGUGAAACCUGUGCCAGCAAAGGAUCGAAGCGGAAGGCCACAGCUGCAAAAUUGAAGACAAAGGCGAAGACAAAAAUUGAAGGGGAACAAGCCAUGGCUCACCUUCAAGAGCAAAGCCAUUGGUCAGACGAAGACACCAAACUUUUACUCGAAACCCUGCUAGGUGGUGACAGCGAAUUCUAUGAAGGCCUCACUGGCAAUGCUAAACACAUCUUCAAAAAGGUCUCCGAACGUAUAUUCAAAGGACGGCGCAGCCCAGAGUCAAUCAAGGGACAUUACGAACACUUACGACGAGUGUUUUCAUAUAUUUUGACUUUUGAGUCCAUCACCGGCAAUGGUGGUGGUGAUCCUGAUGUUGAAGUCCUUGACGAGAAGAUUGAGAAUGCUCGAACUGCUGGGAAGGAUAUUGGGAACUUAUCUGGUGCUACCUUGAAAAAAUGGUAUGACGAGGGAUGGUAUGCACUGUUCAACGACAGGCUUGGUGAGCACCCGGGACUUGUGCGAGAGGAGGAUUUUCGCUCUGGCAUGAUCUCAGAUACAAUCGAUAUCAGCAGCGAGGAGGGCAGUGAUGGUGAAAGCAAGGACAGUGAUAUGGAGAGAAAGAGUAAGCCAAAAGCAGGUCAACCUGCACGCAAAUCCGUUUUGUCCGCAGGUGACAAGAAAGUCAAGCCAACGAUGCAGAAGGGAGUCCCUGCACCACGGCACAAACACAAGGCUUUGCAGACUGGUAUUGGCAAUGAAGCUGCCGAGUUUUUUUGCGUCGAAUGUCGAAUUCUUGAAGGCGACAGCAGACAGUGA